Messenger RNA from Rhineura floridana, 1164 nucleotides. RefSeq names its product slit homolog 2 protein-like. The transcript has a single exon. Gene Ontology annotation, molecular function: protein binding. The record is from RefSeq and is a predicted model, not a curated record. The coding region runs from base 1 to 1164 and encodes 387 amino acids. NCBI's taxonomy places the organism in Eukaryota, Metazoa, Chordata, Lepidosauria, Squamata, Rhineuridae.
AUGAGGAGUGCUUGGUGCAGUGAUCUCCAUUCCCUACCAGUUCAGCUGCAGACGUUGCAGAGACACACAGCAAAAGUCAGUUCUCCAUCAGGCCUCUUGGAGAUGUCUCUCUUCUCUGUGGCUAUCCUUUUCUCAUGUGUCCUUGUGGCUCAUGGUUCCAAGGCUUGUCCCCAUCUGUGCUUCUGUUAUGAAUCCUCCAGUUUCGUGGACUGCCACAGUCGGCACUUGGCCCAUAUCCCUCAUGGCGUCCCUCACAACACGUGGAUGCUGGACCUGAGGCACAACAACUUGAGUGGGCUAGAGGGAGGCUGCUUUGAUGCUUUGUGGUCUCUGAAGAUUCUCCUCUUGUCUCACAACUCCAUUGCUAGGAUCUGGCUCAACGUUUUCAAGGCCCUGAGCUCCCUGGAGAAGAUGGACCUCAGCCACAACCUCCUUGUCCAUCUGCCAUAUGACUUCUCAGAUGACUUGACUUCCUUGAAGGAUCUCAAGGUGGCCCACAACCAUUUGGGAGCCUUGCGUUUUGAAAGCCUGCAGUAUCUGGAAAGCUUGGAGAAGCUGGACCUGAGCCACAAUCAGGUGACUUCGAUUGAGAGAGGAACUUUCCGGGGCCUGUCCAGACUCCGACACCUCUACCUUCAGUCUAACAUGCUUGUGGUCGUCCACAACGGCUUCUUCUUCAUGCUCCAGAACCUGGAGAUCCUGUUGCUUCAUAACAAUAACAUCAGCUCCAUUGAAGUGGAGGCUUUCACUUCACUGCAUAGCAUGAACCUGUUGUCCCUGACUGGCAACCAGCUCAUCCACCUCAAAUUUAAGACCUUCCUGAAUAUUCGGAGUAUCAGCACCCACAUCCAGCUCGCAGGCAACCCAUGGGCCUGUGAUUGUGACCUCCAGCGGGUUUUUGUCAAGAUCAUGAGUGUCCGGCAUCUCCAUGUGGAUGACUAUGAGAACAUCACUUGCGCCAGUCCCUGGCAAUUAACCGGCUUGCCCCUCACUUCUGUGGACAGCCAGCUGUGUGUUGCAGAGACAGCCACUGUCCUGGUUAUCACCAUCACAGUCUUGGUGACAGUAAUUGCUGCCAUUGUAAUGGCAGAGAGGAACAGGAAGAAGAGCCAGGCGAAGAACUGGAAUGAAUUGGAAGGUCCCUUCGACUCACAGGAGAAAUGA